Messenger RNA from Pogoniulus pusillus (Red-fronted tinkerbird), 4212 nucleotides. It is a transcript of the gene CEP83, whose product is annotated as centrosomal protein 83. The record is from RefSeq and is a predicted model, not a curated record. NCBI's taxonomy places the organism in Eukaryota, Metazoa, Chordata, Aves, Piciformes, Lybiidae. The coding region runs from base 383 to 2518 and encodes 711 amino acids. Gene Ontology annotation, biological process: cilium assembly; establishment of centrosome localization. Gene Ontology annotation, cellular component: centrosome; centriole; ciliary transition fiber. The transcript is spliced from 16 exons.
GCCCCGGGGGCGGCGGGGGGCAGGGCACCGCUGCGGCGAGGCCAGGGCGGGCGGACUGGGGGCUUCCCGCUCCGGGCGUCAUCGCACGGUGUACGAUCUGAGAAGGCCUUUCGGCCUUCGGCCCCGCUCGCCUUCCCCUCGGCCCGGGCCGCUCCUUCCCGAGCAGGGAGACGCACAGCCGCGUGAGGAGAUCGGCAGCUCGCUGCGCAGCGCGGCCGCCUCUUGUCUCCUGUGCGGUGCUGAGUCUGGUGCGGGACUGCUAACAAGGUCUGGUGGUGUGGUCUUCAGAGCCAGCAGCAGCAAAAGUGGACGGCAGCGAGGUUAGCUCGAGAUUAAUCGUGGGUUUGUCCUCUCCAUACUCCCUGUGAGCAGUCAUCCUAAAAUGCAGGCUUCGGGCAGCCUCCUUCCUCCUGUGCUUGGGAGCUGUGAUGCAGCCAGUUCCCAAGAGCUGCAGAAGCUUCUGGCUGAUGAGAAAAUGCGAUGUGAUCUCCAUAAAGCCAACUACCAGACUCUGAAGGCAGAGCUUCUAAGCUUGCAGGAGGAGUAUAGAAGAUCCCAGGAUGAAGUGGAGAGGCUGGCGGCUGAGAGGCAAACUGAACGUGACAGCUUCCAGUUACUCCUUGCUGACUGCCAAGAGCAAUUGCUGGGUAAAACACAAGAGGUGGAAAAGCUGAAGAUGCAGGUGCUAACCCCUCAGAAAUUAGAGCUGUUAAAAGCACAAAUCCAGCAGGAACUGGAAUCUCCUAUGGCAGAACGUUAUCGGAAGCUAGAAAAUGAAGUGGAAAGAUACAGGACAGAGUAUAACAAACUCCGUUAUGAGCAUGCCUUUCUGAAGUCAGAGUUUGCACAUCAGAGCGAAGCACAUGCACGGGUUUUGGAAGAGAAGAAGAUAAAGCACGAGGCUGAGAUUGCAAGGCUGGAUAAAGAUAAAGAGGAGCUCCGUCAUCAGCUGCUCAGCGUUGAUCCCACGAGGGACAGCAAGCGUGUGGAGGCUCUCUCUAGAGAAAAGGCACAGCUCUGUCAGAAACUGAAAGGCUUGGAAGCAGAAGUAGCAGAACUAAGAGCAGAAAGGGACAACUGUGGGGCUCAAGCUGAAAGUGUUCAGCGAGUGCAAGUCCGACAGCUGGCUGAGGUGCAGGCUGUGGUCAGGUCUCUAGAGGCAGAGAAGAGGUCUGCAGAGCUGCAGAUUGAUCGGCUCGAGAAAGAGCUGCAGACAAGUCACGAGCAGAACAUUCUCCUAACAAGCAGACUUCACAAGUCCGAGCGGGAAGUCAACUCCUUAGCUGCCAAAGUAGAAGAACUGAAACAUUCACAUAAAUUGGAAGUAACAAAUGUCAAACUGGAGGCAGCAAGAACAAAGAGCGAGGUAGAAAGAGAGAGAAACAAGAUUCAAAGUGAAAUGGAUGGGCUGCUGUCAGACGCGGCCGUCCUGAAGGCAGCAGUGGAACGCCACAAGGUGCUUCUAGUAGAGAAGGAUCGGGAGCUGGUUCGCAAAGUGCAGGCUGCCAAGGAGGAAGUUUUUGGGCAGAUUGCAGCCUUGCAGGAGGAGAAGUUGGAAGUGGAGAGCAGAUUGGCUGAUCUAGAGAAGAUGAGGCUGGAGCAGGACAGCUGGAGACAGUCUGAAAAGGAGCAGUAUGAAGAGAAGCUACGGGCUGUGCAGGUGGCAGAGGAAUCCAGCAGAAAGGAGCUGCAGCGCCUGCGAUCCAAAAUUCAACAACAAGCUCUACAGACAGAGGAGUUGGAGAAAAAGAAGUGUGAAAAUGCUGACCUGAAGCAGCAAAUCGACGAGCUGCAGCUCCAGCUUGCCUCGCUGUCUCAGGCGAAGAACGAUUUGCUGGUGUCCAAUCAGAAGCUGAAGGAAACAAUAGAGAGGCUAAAACAGGAAUGUCAGCAUGCAAGGACUCAGGCAGAAAAAGCUCAACUGCAAACAGAGAAGACUCUGGAGCACCAGCGCCUGGAGUGGCUGCAGGAGAAGCACCUGCUGGCACAGCGCCUGGCAGAGCAGGAGGAGAGGUACAGCCAAGCCAAGAGCAAGCUGUGCCGAGCUGCCCUUGCUCAGAAAAAGAGGAAGACUCUCAACGACAACAAACACAGGAGGAUGCGGGAGAAGCUGGACCUGUUGGAAGCCAAGAUAGAAGAACUAGAAAAAGAAAACCAGGUGCUAAAUAGGCAGAACGUUCCCUUCGAGGAGCACAGGCGGCUGCAGAAGCGGCUGAAGGAGCUGCGCCGCCGGCACGACGACUUCCGCAGCCUCAUCCUCAACCCCAGCCUGGCGCCGCCCGGCGCGCUCCCUGGCACGCCCGCCUCUGCCCUGCCUCCUGGGCCUGCUCUCUCCUUCCCCCUUCUGCAGGAGGAACAACAUCAGAGAGAACUUUCCCUGCUCCGCAGGCGGCUGGAGGAGCUUGAAACCACACAGAGAAAGCAGUUGGAAGACCUAGGGCCAGCUAGAGAGACACCAACAUUGGGCACCUGCAACGACUUGGCUGGAAAUCAGGUCAGCAGAGAAGGUGAUUCAUGAAGUGAGGACUCCAAAUGACAUCUGCCAGCUCUCUGCUGUUGGCUUUCAGUGGUUAUCCUCCCACAGGGUGGCCAAAGCCAUGCCCACAUGUACCUGAGUAGCAUAAACUGUCUGCUGCAGCUGGUGUUCAGCUUUGCUAGCCUGGCAGAGAGGAUCAGAUCUGAUGAUUCAGAACAAGCCCUUGGAAGCCUAACUGCAUCUGUAAAGGGGUUUGUACUAAUGAAGUACCACUAUUUGGGAGUCAGGCAUGCACUGGUUCACCUCCUCACAGAUAUUUAUCAAGGUUGGGUUGUGCUGAUAUUUGACAUAAAAAUGGGGUUUAAAAGCUUUGAAAACUUCCUUUGGGAUCACUGAUCCCCAGAGGUGCCUCCCCAGCCCUGCCCCUCGCUGACAGCUUCUUCCUCCUUCAGUGCAGAAGUGUCUGUGUCACUGUGGAGGUUUGCUGAGCUGGGUUGUUAACACUGGACAGUCCAAUACAGACAGGGAGGAUGGACACAGUGCUGAGAGCUUUCCUGUGCUGCCCCUGGCAGUGUGCCUCUUGUGCUGGCACUCAGCAAGAAUCAGGUUCUCUAACAGCAUGAGGGCAAGAGAGUGCCUUCACCUGCUGGCACUGGGCAGCUGUUUGCUGCUGCUGUUUAAGUAAUAAUAAAGUGAUUUAUUCAGAGCACUAUAUAAUGAAAAUCCCUCCCCCCUUCCUCCAACACUCAGUGUCUGAUGGAGCUGCAGAGGAAGUCCUCAGCUCACACCAGGCACUGUCUGAUGGAGCUGCAGAGGAAGUCCUCAGCUCACACCAGGCACUGUCUGAUGGAGCUGCAGAGGAAGUCCUCAGCUCACACCAGGCACUGUCUGAUGGAGCUGCAGGGCAACUCCUCAGCUCAUACCAGGCAGUGUCUGAUGGAGCUGCAGGGCAGCUCCUCAGCUCACACCAGGCAGGAGCUGCAGUGGAACUCAGCUCACAGCAGCUGGUGUCUUACAGGACCUGGGCACUGCUCCUUCAGGCUGUGCCUGCCUUCUGUCCAGCAUUUCAACGCCCACAAGUGAGUGACCCUCCAAAGGCAUUUUAUUCUAGAGGAACCCAUACAAACACCAACAUGGCUUUGCCAUUUGCACUUUUUUAAACCAUUCAUUUUAAACAACAGGUUAACUUCUGUACAACAGGAAUUACUUCACACAUUAGUAAGAGUUGACUUUUACCCUAGAUGACUGCAAACUAAUGCUCUGGAAGCUAGUGUUAGAAAAGCUGCUCUUUGCCAUAGCAGUUUGCCUGUAAACAUGUGGAACUCAGUGAAAGGGGAGUUUGCUUUCACUGCAGGGAAUGCUGUUGGAACUGUUGGGUUGCCAUACUACAGCUUUACUCAGAGGUGGUUCUCUGUUCUGUCCAUGUAGCAGAAAGGGUGAGUUGCAGGGGUGGAGGUGUGCCGAUGGUUUGUGUGCUGACCCAAACCUACCAAACAGCCACGAGCACUUCAUUAGACUUCACAUCACUUGGUGAGAUCCACUCUGAUGGGUUACAAAGGUCCCAGCAUGACUGGUAAAUGGUUUACUAACAGUGACAGUGUUGAGGAGGCUGGAAGAAGAGGCAAGACUCCUAGUGCAGGCCUGGGCUGGAGCCACAGGGCCUGCUGCAACACAUACUUCAUCUCUAGAAAUCAUUAAAGCUAUUGUAGCCAACAAGCAGUAGUACAAAUACAGAA